AUGGAUUUGAUGGUGUACGGAUUUAUUUUUUUAAGUAUAAUACUUAUAACCGAUGCUGGAUAUGGGAUACAACCAAGUGAACAAAAUCCGCAAGCUGAUGUUCAAGCUCCACCCUACAUCCCGGCGUACCUAAAGAAUCGGCAGUUCACGAAAUCGGUACACCCGCAGAGGUAUUCCGGCACCAAGUCGGUACCUAGGAAGGUUCCUGGCACGAAGACGCCGUAUUCUGGCACUAAGAGUGUUUAUGGGGAACGGAGGUCGUGGCAGCAAUCCGGAUCUUUACCAACUUAUGGACAGUUCCACGGCAAUGCCAAGUCUCCGUAUAGUGCUCUGUGUGAAGUGGAAUGCAAGAACAAUGGAAUAUGUAUAGACACAAACACCUGCCUCUGUCCACCCAAUUUUGAUGGAAAAUUCUGCGAAUUUGAAAAGAAGCCAUGUCUGGUUUAUCCACCGACACCCAAAAACUCGGAGAAGAAGUGCACUGCUGAUAUGUGCACAAUAAAAUGUCUAAAGAACCACAAAUUCCAUGAUGGCUCAGCGAUUGCAAAUUUGCGUUGUAUGAAUGGACAUUGGCAGCCUACCCGAUCGGACCUAACUUCGAUUCCCGACUGUUUACCUGAAUGUGACCCACCAUGUGUAAAUGGCGGUGUGUGUUUGGCUGUAAACACUUGUCAGUGCCCGACUGAGUAUAAAGGACCUCAAUGCCAAUACGCUUCCAACGUCUGCGAUGUUCGAAAAUUGGCGUUCAAUGGUGGAUACAAUUGUAUGGGAGACGGAGAGAAGUUUUCGUGUAAGCUGAGCUGCCCCGCCGGGGCCUCGUUCAGCGUCCCACCGGCGGAAACCUACGAGUGUCUUUACUCUACUGGAAUAUUUGAGCCCCAACCAAUACCCCACUGUGUCUUUAACGAAGUUGUUAUUAUAACGCCGAGUAAUCAUCACUACAGUAACUCAUUUUACUCCAUACACAACUCGAAUGAAACGGAUAUUACCACUACAACACCUUACCCAGUGGACAGGCACCCCAUUAUUGUGGUGCAAGAUCUAACCCCUAAAGGGGGCAGCUGCUUAACCUGGGCUGGAAAACAUUACAAGACUUUCGAUGGAAAGAUCUAUAGCUUCGAGUCCCCAUGCCAACAUAUUCUUGUACGCGACACAGUAGACCACAAGUACACAGUCGCCCUUCGGCAACCCGAGUGUAAACGGAGCGGGUACUGCCCAUCGGAGAUCACGGUCUAUCUUGAGGACAAGAUGUAUUCGCUGAGUGUUGGAGAGGACAAUUCAGUGUUAUUUCGGAGCACGAAACGGCUGAUCCCGAUACCAGCUACUUUGCCAGGCAUACGCGUGGAUAUGCCAACUGAUAUCUUGGUCGUUAAUCUGGACGCGUUGGGAGUCACUAUCAAGUGGGAUCUUAACAACUUAGUGAUCGUUGAAGGCACGGUAGCUCUCUGGAAUAAGACGGAAGGUCUGUGCGGAACCCUGGACAGUAACCCAGAAAACGACAUGACUACAAAGGAGGGCAACAUUGCUAAAACCAAAUCUGUAAUGAUCGCUUCAUGGCAGUUGAAUAAAAUUGGAGAUAUAUGCGACGGCAGCACAAAGGAGACGAGCGCGUGUAUGGACGAAACUGACGAAGCCGUUAAGAAAGCGAUGCAAUUCUGCGCGACUAUUUUUACCAAAGACAAGUUUAGAAAGUGCUCUAAGGCGAUGGAUGUCACCCAACUCAUUGAAGCCUGCCAAUGGGAUUAUUGCGCGUGCGCUGAAACUUUAACUCCGGAAGAAUGUGCAUGUAGAACGGUGUCUGUAUAUGCCAAGGAGUGUUUACGACAUGGGGUUGAGGAGAUGAGGAAUUGGAGGGACUCUGAAACUUGUCCAAUGCAAUGCCCCGCUGGCAAAAUCUACCGCGCGUGUGGUCCCGACACUCAACCAAGCUGCGCAUUCCCUUACUCGGCGCCCCUCAACGAUUCCUCGUGUGUGGAAGGCUGUUUCUGCCCCGAAGGUCUGUUCCUCGAAGGUGGAAAGUGCGUGGAGAAGAGCGAAUGCCCCUGUAGAGCGAGAAAGCAGAUCUUUCCACCAGGAGCUGUUGUACCGAAGAGCUGUAAUACAUGCACUUGCCAAGCAGGAGAGUGGUUGUGCACCCAAACGCCAUGUGGUGCGCGAUGUGGUGCAGUGGGUGACCCUCAUUACACCACCUUCGACGGACUGCGAUAUGACUUCAUGGGCCACUGCACCUACACGCUACUGAAAGCUCAAAACUUGACCAUAGAAGUGGAGAAUGUUGCUUGCUCCGGAUCGAUAACUGAGGCUAUGAAUUUGGCUCCGUACAAAGGAGAGGGCAAACCGUCUUGCACGAAAGCCGUGAACCUGGCGUACAAGGGCGCGAAUAUUCACAUGAAACAGGGUGGAUUCAUUCUGGUCAAUGGAAAGGAGGUUUCAUCCCUUCCCGUCACUGUUGGUGAUAUAAAAAUUCGUGCUGCUUCAUCGCUAUUCAUAAUUGUACAACUUCCCAUCAAAGUGGACUUAUGGUGGGAUGGCAAUACUCGGGUAUUUGUUGAUGUACCACCGGCAUUUACCGAUAAAACGGCGGGUCUCUGCGGAACGUUCAAUUUAAACCAAAAGGACGACUUCUUAACCCCCGAGGGUGAUAUUGAGCAAUCAGCCCUCGCAUUUGCGAACAAAUGGAAGACACGUGAGUUCUGUGAGGAUACUUCGACUGUGGAACCUGAACACCCUUGCAAGGCCAAUGUGGAGAAUAAGGCGACCGCAGAACAGUACUGCACUAAGCUCAAGAGCAAGCUGUUUGAAUCAUGCCACUGGUACGUAGACGUUGAGCCGUACUACGACGCAUGCGUAUACGACAUGUGCGCUUGCGAAGGGGACGUUUCCCGGUGCCUCUGCCCCAUUCUUGGAGACUAUGCUAUGGCCUGCGCUAAAGCUGGUGUUAUGAUACAGUGGCGCUACAAUGUUAAGGAAUGUGAAUUGCAGUGUAGUGGUGGCCAGGAGUACACAGUAUGUGCGGACAGCUGUCUGCGUACUUGUACUGAUAUAGCAGUGUCCACGACGUCGCAGUGCAAGCCUUGCUGUGUUGAGGGUUGUGCUUGUCCACCUGGACAGGUUUUGGAUAACAACAACGAAUGUGUACCAACCGGAUUGUGCCCGUGCUACCACAAGGGAAUGGAGUUCAAAGCCGGUUACAAAGAAGUUCGCGCUGGCAGAAGGGAGAGAGAACUAUGCACCUGUGUUGGUGCGAGAUGGGAAUGUGUGCCUGCCACACUAGCGGACAUAAAAGCGUACCCGCCGGCUGAGGACCUGCGCAGUAACUGCAGCGCUGCAAAUAAUAUGGACUUUACCACCUGCCUCACUUCGCAGCCUCUUACUUGCAAGAACAUGCACCUCCCGCCGUCAACCACGACAGAAGAAUGCCGACCUGGUUGCCAGUGCAAAAAGGGAUAUGUAUUAGAGAGUACAUCAAAGAAGUGUGUGUUGCCAGAGACUUGUCCUUGCCACCAUGGGGGGAGAAGUUACCCGGAUGGGCAUACAAUGCAAGAGGAGUGCAACACUUGCACCUGUGUAAGUGGUCAAUGGACAUGCACGAAGCAGCAAUGUUCCGGCAUAUGCACAGCAUGGGGUGACUCGCAUAUGCUCACGUUCGACGGCUCAGAGUUCGAUUUCGAGGGGGUGUGCACCUACUUACUCGCUAAGGGUGUUUUGGAUGGACAGGAUGGGUUCAGUGUGGAGAUCCAGAACGUGCCGUGCGGUACAACGGGCGCUACUUGCUCCAAGUCUGCAACUCUAAAAGUUGGAACUGGCAGUGCUUUGGAGGAGGUCACGCUAGCUAAGAACACCCCCUUACCUGAUGGUAAAAAUUUGAAGAGGAUAAAGAUACGUACAGCGGGUGCGUAUACAUACCUAGAUGUACCGUCCGUGGGCGUGAGCAUACAGUGGGACCGUGGACUUCGAGUUUACAUAAAACUUGAUUCUAUAUGGAACAAUAGGGUAAAAGGACUUUGCGGUAACUACAACGGAGAUAUGCUGGACGACUUCCAAACGCCAUCUGGCGGUGGUCUCGCGGAAACUUCGCCACUUCUCUUCGCCGAUUCGUGGAAGUUGAAGCCAACUUGCCCUAAAGCAUCUCCAAUUACUAACCACUGCAAAGAACGGCCUGAGCGCAAGGAAUGGGCAGCAAACACAUGCGGCGUGCUCAAGCAGUACCCGUUCACGAUGUGUCACAGCGAGGUGCCAGUGAGCGGGUUCCUCGCGCGUUGCGAGAUGGAUGCGUGCGCGUGUGACGCGGGCGGCGACUGCGAAUGCGCCUGCGCAGCUAUCGCUACAUAUGCUCACAUGUGCAACACGCGCGGUGUGCCUGUCAAAUGGCGAUCGCAAGAGUUGUGCCCCAUGCAAUGCGACGAAGAAUGCUCGAAUUACAACGAAUGUAUGUCCCCUUGUCCUCCGGAGACAUGUGAUAACACCCUGGAAUACAAUGAAAUCAAAACCGUUUGUGAGCAGGAAACUUGUAUUGAGGGUUGCAAAGCGAACAAGACAUGUCCAGAUGGCUUAGUAUACUCCAACAGUUCAAUGAAAGAGUGUGUGCCCCGUGCCAAGUGCAAGCCGAUCUGCAUGACUCUUCCUGAUGGUACUGAAAUAUUAGAAGGAGAGGUCAUCGAGCAAGACGCGUGCCACACCUGCCGCUGUUCUAAAAAAGUGCGCGUGUGUAGUGGACAACCAUGUUCUACUGAAGCGUCCACGCCCAUCCCUACUGAGCCAGCGGAAACCACUCCUCACGAUGAAGCCUUCAGAUGCAGUACCGGUUGGAGUGAAUGGAUUAACCGCGGUCCAUCAGAGAUUGAACCAAAUGGAGAGUCAAAGGAUGUGGAACCACUGCCUAAGCCUAAAGAAUUCCCAAGUGGAACACCCAUGUGUAAGAAAGAGAACAUGACGGAGAUAGAGUGCCGCACUGUGGGAGACCACGUGAAAGCUAAGGAAACUGGAUUCAACGUCGAAUGUAGCUUGGAGAAAGGUCUCAUUUGCAAUGAACGGGAGAAGAACUGCCCCGACUUCGAGAUACGGGUCAAGUGCCAGUGUGAAGAACUGUUCCAAUGCCUGGAUUCCAAUCACCCGAACCACCCUCAUCCGACCGACUGCACCAAGUUCUACGAAUGCACUCCGAACCCUGGUCAACCGCAACCGCAUGCUGUUCUUAAGGACUGCCCAUCAGGCCUUAUGUACCACACCAGUCUCAUGAUUUGUGACUGGCCAGCGUCUGUACUCGUUGAACGACCAGAAUGUGGGCAGACUACUUCUUCUACUUUUUCAACUUCUACAAGUACUGAAGCCAGCACCCAGGCGUCCUCGACUGAAGCGAGCACAGAUCUAUGUCCGCCCGGCCAAGUUUAUAAGGAGUGUGCGUAUCCCUGCGAUAAGUUGUGCGAUCACUACAAACGAACGUUGCAAGACAAAGGACAGUGUCUGAUUGGAGAGAAGUGCGUAAGCGGUUGCGUCGAUCAUGCAGUGGCGAACGUGAAGUGCGAUUUCGGUUCCUUGUGGAGAGAUGAAAAGACCUGCGUACCCUUGAAGGACUGUACUUGUCAAUAUGAAGGAAAGAUUAUCAAGCCCGGUGGCGUGAUAUCCGUAGACGACUGCACCAAAUGCCAAUGUCUGGACAACGAGCUCCACUGUGACUCCAGCGACUGCGUGUCCAUCAUCGUUCCCAUCAAGGGCUCCACCCACUCUCCCAUGAUCUUCCCGGAGUCCCACAAAAUUAGCUCCACAACCCCCGCCACCACCACCACGACCACAGAGUCAACUACAGCUGGGACCUCGGAAGAAACUCUUCCAACCACUGAGGCUACUACACUGAUUAUUAAGACAACAGUGUCUCCACCACCCAAGUGUAAUCCGGAUCACUUCAAAAACCUUCUGUGGGACGGCACGCCGUUACCCCAAGACGCCUUCACUGCUAGUUCGGUAACUAGUGCCAUGUUUGAGCCGUACUUCGCACAACUGAAUGGACGAGUUAGUGCCCAAUCUGCUGGUAGCUGGAACCCAUCGCCUGAAGAUAAGGAUCAUUAUAUACAAGUAGAACUCCCGGAGAAGACGCCUGUAUAUGGUGUAGUGAUGCAGGGCAACCCACUCUUUGAUCAGUACGUGACUAGUUACGAAGUCAUGUAUGGUGACGAUGGUACUGUUUUCUCCUACGUGGACACCACUAGUGGACAACCUCAGGUGUUCCGCGGCCCAGUAGACCACACGACUCCACUCAAGCAAAUGUUCGAAAAACCCAUCGAAGCAAAAUUCGUUCGCAUCCACCCCCUGACGUGGCACGAGGAAGUAGCCAUACGUCUUGAGCUCAUUGGCUGCGAGGAAUUCACUACUACUGUUUCGACUCCUUCUACUCCGACUACUCCCACUACUCCUACUACUACAGUUACUGAUACUACUCCGUCGACUUCUACUCAAACUACUCCAACAGUUAGAGCACUUGAAUGUGUUGACCCCCUGGGCCUGGCUGCUGAAUUACCCCUGGACAUGAUCGAAGUUAGUUCCAACAACGACGACCGCUCGUUCCUUAAACUUGACAGCGACAAGGGUUGGAAGCCAACGUACAGCACCCCUGGAGAAUGGAUAAUGUUCAACUUCACCGCACCCCGUAACAUAACAGCUAUAAAAACAAAAGGUGGUCCAAGCGGUUGGGUCUCCGCCUACAACAUAAUGUACACCAGCGAUCUAACCACGUUCAAUCCAGUGGUAGACAACACUGGUAGUUACAAGAUGUUCCCGGGCAAUUUCGAUGAGGGUUCUGUAGUCCAGAAUGAGUUUCAACCACCUCUGCACGCUCAGUACUUGAAGAUUCUGCCUCUGAAGUGGAAGAAUGGCAUUGAAAUGAGAGUGGAACCGAUCGGAUGCUUCGAACCGUACCCUGUACCUGAAGAAGAACGUGAAGAACGAGUGCCAACGCCCAAACAACCAUGCGAGGUAUGCCCUGACGUACCUGCGCAGUCGUCGUCCUGCGCUUGCACACGUCCCUACUACUUCGACGGAGAGAACUGCGUGCCGAGGGAUGAGUGCCCUUGCGUUGUCGGAUUCAUGUUAUAUCCCGUUGGAUCAUCCUUCCGCGGAGACAAAUGUGAUGAUUGCAUGUGCAAGAUGGGUGGAGUCACUGAUUGUCGCCCCGCCACUGAAUGCGUUUGCGGGCCGGAGUUGGUACCUCAACUGUCAUCGGCCUGCGAAUGUGUCUGCGAGCCCUGCGCUAACGGCACAAGAAUAUGUCCGACUAGCAAACUGUGUCUGCCGCUAGAAAAGUGGUGCGACGGCCUACAAGACUGUCCGGACGAUGAGCGCGACUGUACCACUGUCGCAACUGUCACAGAGACUGUUAUCACGACUGUGGUCCACACGGACGCUAACACACCGCCCACCAGUACUGUACCUACAACUGUCCCCACUACUACUGAGAAACCCAAGGAAUGUCCAAAGGUGGAAUGCUCUCCAGGCUAUUCAGUUGUCAUGACGUCCAAUAGUCAAUCCAGUUAUUCCCGUAGUACUUCUGAUUUACCACCGCCACGACCACGCUACUCCUACAGACCAUACUACCGUGGAUCUAAAGGUGGCUUCUCCAAGGGAGGCUUCAGAAAGACUGGCUAUUCGAAGGGUGGUUUCGCUAAAGGUGGAAGUUAUGGUCCUCCCGCUCCACCGCGUCAGAACCCGACAUUCUCACUGGACAAGCCAUCAGCCUCCAUUGAGAGUAAAAAGAAAGAAGAGUGCCCACAAUUCAAGUGCGUUCCCGUGCUACCUCCAUUCAGACCUGGAUCCACACCGAAGCCAGCUAUUUGCUCCACGCCUAUUUGUCCACCGCAGUAUAGCCUGAAGUUAGAGAGCGUACCUGCUUUGCCGAACCAAUGUCCACAAUACGGCUGCGUACCCCCGCCCGAAAGACCUGUGUUCUGUAACGUGACCGGUCGAACCUUCAACACCUUUGAUGGAAUGGAAUAUAAAUUCGACGUUUGUUUCCACAUUCUGGCUAGAGAGAACCGCUUUGAUGCUUGGACUGUACUCGUUCGCAAGAAAUGCUCCGUGGACGCGGGCUGCGCGAACGAGCUGAUGGUGCUCCAAGAUGACCAGCUAAUCCUGGUGAAGCCAUCUCUAAUGAUAGAGUACGACAAUUACGAAUACACAGUGGAACAAACAAACAAGAUCUGCUUCCAGAAGAACAGUUUCGACGUGCACCGCCUCGGAAAUGGAAUCGCGAUCGCAUCUAGAAAAUAUAACUUCACUGUCCUCUAUUCUCCUGAUGGAGAUGUUAAAAUCGGGGUAAACAAAAAAUACAUGGGUCACAUAGAUGGUCUCUGCGGUGCGUACGAUGGGGACGUAUCGAACGACCGCCGGCUACCAAAUGGACGUCUCGCGAAAUCCAUAACUCAAUUCGGAGAUGCAUGGGCGAAGCCGGGUCUACCGAAAAACGCAUGCAAACCUAAAGUUAUUCCGGCACAAAAACAAAAACGUGUUUGGGAUCUGUGUAAUGUCAUUACUAAGGAACCACUGUCAGAAUGCGCGAAAGUGCUCAACUUGGAUAAAUGGCGAAGCAUCUGCCUAGAGAAGAUCUGCGAAUGCGCCGAGAUGCCGACAAGAACAUCAAUAUUGAUACUUGGAGAAUACAGAAUGAUUGUCCUGCUGAUUGCCCCCCCUCCAUUCAUCCACUACGACUGUUACCGCAAACGUUGUGAGCCCACCUGUGGGGCAAUCUCCUCUGGGCUAUCUGAUUGCGCUGUUGAAGAUGGCCAGUGCUUCCCUGGGUGUUAUUGCCCCCCUGGAAAACUACGCAAUGGUGAUCAGUGUCUUGCACCACAUGACUGUCUUGAUUGUGUAUGUACCGGCGUUGGCACUCCAGCAAAGUACGUAACGUUCGAAGGAGACGACGUACCUUUCCUUGGAAAUUGCACCUACUUAGCAUCUAGGGACAGAAACGAAACAGGAAAACAUAAAUAUGAGGUAUACGCCACAAAUGGUCCUUGUGAAGAAUUUGACGGUGUUGUGUGUACGAAAACUGUUCAUCUAAUCUACGAAAAGAAUAUAAUACACAUCAGUAAGGAUCCCGAAACUAAAAAGCUAGUAACAACGGUGAAUGGCAAGCAAGUAUUCCGUUAUCCAAUGGACAAUGAGUGGGCGGUUAUCUCCGUUUUAUACGGCCAAGACAUAAGUGUUAUGCUUUCUGACUUGCACGUAGAGUUACAAGUGAAACAAAACAAAAUGGAGUUCACAGUACAAGUACCAUCACACCUUUACGCAAAUCACACUGAAGGUCUAUGCGGCGUAUGCGCAGGAUAUCAAGAUCACCUCGUCACCAGUAAUGGAACAGUUACUGACAACUUUGAUAUUUAUGGCAAGAGCUGGAAAGCGACUCCCGAAGUUCUCAAUAUACUGGAGGUGCCCUUACAAGACCAGUGUGGAGAAGUACCCCCUACGCCCGAGUGUACCCCACCACCGCCAGAAAGCAACCCCUGCUACAAUAUUCACAAUAUUGACAAAUUUGGUGCGUGCCACGCGCUAGUUGAUCCCGAACCCUUCAUUCAGAACUGUGAAGCAGAGAUAUGCGACUUCAAUAGGACUGACGCGUGUCCUACGCUAGAGAGAUAUGCCGCCGAGUGUCGUAAACAGGGCAUAUGCCUAGAUUGGAGAACGGAUCUGUGUCCAUUCACUUGUGAAAGUCCACUAGUGUACCGGCCUUGUGUUGACUGUGAACGCACUUGUGAAAACCAUGAUGACCUGGAAAAGAAUCCGAAGAACUGCGACAGCAAACCCGUCGAAGGUUGCUUCUGUCCACAAGGAAAAGUACUAGUGAACAGUACUUGCAUAGAGCCGUCCAAAUGUUUCCCUUGCGACUCUAACAGUGAACAUUACGCGGGAGAUGAGUGGCAGGAGGACGCCUGUACAAAAUGCACGUGCAGCAAAGUGGCGGACAAAAAUAUCGCGCACGUUGCGUGCACGACUCAGACGUGUACCGUACCCGUUUGUUCUGGUGAUGAGGAUCGUGUCAAGAUGGCUACCAAGAUCGGCGCCUGCUGCCCAGAGUACAUUUGCGUACCCAAACCCAAGGAACCAGAGAUACAAUGCGAGGAACCAAAGAAAAUGGACUGUGGUUUCGGACAAGUUCUGAAGCAGAAAACUAACGCUAACGGUUGUCAAGAGUUCACUUGUGAAUGCAAGCCAGCCAACGAAUGCGAAGAAGUGCCAAAUGAGAACGAAGUGGAAAUGCUAGAACCGGGAAUCGAACGUGUGGUGGAUCGUACUGGCUGCUGUCCUAAAGCACAACUCAUUUGUCGUCCAAACGCUUGCCCGAAAGCUCCUAAGUGUCCAGAAUUCCAUACUAUGGAGACGCACAACGCGACUGGACAGUGUUGUCCAGAGUACAAAUGUGAACUGCCCAAGGACAAAUGUCUGGUGACGCUGGAAUGGGAGGCAGCAUCACGAGGUGGUGAAAAACCUCGUACAACUCCUCAAGUCGUUCCUAAAGAGAUCGACGCAGCCUGGUUAGACGGGCCGUGCCGUUCGUGCAGAUGCGUACAGUCCGGGCCUGCAGCGAACGCGCAAUGCAGCGUCACCGAGUGUCCGCCGAUCGUGUCUAGCGAGCAGUUCGUUGUGGAGGCUCGCCCUGUACCGUUCGCGUGCUGCCCACGGGCGGUACAGACGGCAUGCCGGCAGGGUGACGUCAUAUACAAGGUGGAUGAGAGUUGGAAAUCAGCUCAUAACGUAUGCGAAUCUUACCAAUGCAAGGAGGUGUCAGAGGGGAAACUCGAGAUCGUCACCACAGUCCAGACAUGUGAUGCUACUUGUCAAGCCGGAUGGGAUUAUGUGCCCGCGACCGCAGACAGCGGUCAGUGCUGCGGACGCUGCAAACCAGCGGCUUGCGUCUUCAAGGGUGAAGUGCAUAAUGUUUCCGAGACCUGGACCUCUGGUGAUUUCUGCUACAACUACACAUGCGCUCUCAUUGAAGAUUCUCUACAAGUGUUGUCUUCAAACGAGCCGUGUCCAGAGAUACCAAAGACGAUGUUGGAGCAAUUCGUGUUGAGUGAUGAAAAGAUUCCAGGCAAGUGUUGCCCCAAGCGAGAACCCGUCGCCUGUCGAGUUGGCAACGAUAUCUACCAGGAAGGUCAAACGUGGCCAACAUCAGACCCUUGCAAGAACGUUACAUGCAGCAGAGAUACCUCCGGCCGAUUGACUAAGACGGAGGCCGUGCAAAGCUGUGACACCCAAUGCAAGCUCGGUUGGGCGUAUCAAGCGCCACCUGGCGGACAGUGUUGUGGACAAUGUGCGCAAGAGCAGUGUGUUGUUGGUGGAGAAUUGAAAGAACCUGGUGCUACCUGGAAAUCAAUGGACAACUGUACAACGUACACUUGCGAUAAAUUGGGUGAAGAGGUAUUUGUGUCGUCGUCUCGAGUUCAGUGCCCAGACGUGUCCACCUGCCCACCAGAGGACCUCUUUACAGAAGGCUGCUGCCAGAUCUGCCAUGAAAAACCGAAAUCUCAAAGCAAAUGCGUGCCUACCGACGUGGACGCACAAGAUUCCAUCGGUCUGAUACGAGUGAAGUUUAACCAACGCGGUUUGUGCGUCAACAAGGAGCCGCUGCGUGGCUUCCGCGAAUGCCGCGGUUCCUGUGAUUCCGGCACAUUGUAUAACAAUCAGACCGGAUCUUACGAUUCGCAAUGCGAGUGCUGUACUGCCAGCAGAUACGCACCUUUAGUCGUGACUCUGUCGUGCGAAGACGGCUCGACAGUCGCGCACCGCGUUGCCUCUACUGAGAAUUGUGUCUGUCGACGUUGCGGGGAAUCCCUCAGUGAUUUUCCUUUACACUCUAGUCCUAGGCCAUACGGACAUAAGUCAUUGCCGGACUUGUACAAACGCUUCGGUGAACCAACUCAAUAUUAA
Messenger RNA from Leptosia nina, 11916 nucleotides. The record is from the annotation of a GenBank genome assembly. Lineage: Eukaryota; Metazoa; Arthropoda; Insecta; Lepidoptera; Pieridae.